Manis javanica (Malayan pangolin) is the source of this 1816-nucleotide messenger RNA. It is a transcript of the gene CPN1, whose product is annotated as carboxypeptidase N subunit 1. Gene Ontology annotation, molecular function: zinc ion binding; metallocarboxypeptidase activity. Lineage: Eukaryota; Metazoa; Chordata; Mammalia; Pholidota; Manidae. Gene Ontology annotation, biological process: protein processing; peptide metabolic process. The record is from RefSeq and is a predicted model, not a curated record.
UUUGCUGGAUUAGGAGAGGCAGAGAAAUGGGGGAGGGGAGAUGAGUGGCUAUUCCAGAGCUACAUAAAUAAUUCUCAGCUUCAGACAGGACAGUUUUGCACCUCCUUCCCAGGGGCUGUCACACUGGCAUUCACUGGGAGUAAACUAGGAAGAGCUGGCUCUCGGCCCUUGGAUUUUGACUGGUUUGGGAAGAGGUGCGGCCCAUUUCAGUGGAUCUCUGGAAAAGCUCACCAAGAUGUCAAAUCUGUGCUCAGUCUUUCUCCACCUCCUCCUUCUCUUCAAGUUGAUUGCCCCCAUGACCUUUCACCACCACCGUUAUGACGACCUCGUGCGGAUGCUGUACAAGGUGCACAAUGAAUGCCGUUACAUCACCCGGGUUUACAGCAUCGGACGCAGUGUGAAGGGGAGACACCUCUACGUACUGGAAUUCAGCGACUACCCUGGAAUCCACGAGCCCUUGGAGCCGGAAGUCAAGUAUGUGGCGAACAUGCACGGUGACGAGGUGCUGGGCCGGGAGCUGCUGCUACAGCUGUCGGAGUUCCUGUGCGAGGAGUUCCGCAACGGGAACCAGCGCAUCGUCCGGCUGGUGCAGGACACGCGCAUUCACAUCCUGCCGUCCAUGAACCCAGAUGGCUACGAGGUGGCCGCCGCCCAGGUACUGGGCCUGAGGGCCGGGCUCAGCAGAGGGAAGCCAUCUGAGGAAUAUGUGAAGCCACUGGACAAGGGUCCAGACAUUUCUGGGUAUCUGGUUGGCAGGAACAAUGCAAAUGGAGUGGACCUGAACCGCAACUUCCCCGAUCUCAACACCUACAUCUACUACAAUGAGAAGUAUGGAGGCCCCAACCACCACUUGCCCCUUCCGGACAACUGGAAAAGUCAGGUGGAACCGGAGACCCGGGCCGUGAUCCAGUGGAUCCGCUCUUUCAACUUUGUUCUUUCAGCCAAUCUCCAUGGAGGGGCAGUUGUGGCCAAUUACCCUUAUGACAAGUCCCUUGAGCAUCGGGUCCAAGGUUUCCGCCGCACUGCCAAUACCCCCACGCCUGAUGACAAGCUUUUCCAGAAGCUGGCCAAGGUCUACUCCUAUGCGCAUGGAUGGAUGUACCAAGGUUGGAACUGUGGGGAUUACUUCUCAGAUGGCAUCACCAAUGGGGCUUCCUGGUAUUCUCUCAGCAAGGGAAUGCAAGACUUCAAUUAUCUCCAUACCAACUGUUUUGAGAUCACGCUGGAACUGAGUUGUGACAAAUUUCCCCACCAAGAGGAAUUACAGCGAGAGUGGUUGGGUAAUCGGGAAGCCCUAAUCCAAUUCUUGGAACAGGUGCACCAGGGCAUCAAGGGAAUGGUGCUUGAUGAGAAUUAUAAUAAUCUUGCAGAUGCUGUCAUUUCUGUCGGUGGGAUUAACCAUGAUGUCACUUCAGGUGACCAUGGCGAUUACUUCCGGCUGCUGCUUCCAGGUACCUACAUGGUCACUGCCACAGCUCCUGGCUUUGACCCAGAGACAGUGAGUGUGACCGUAGGUCCUGGGGAACCAAAACAGGUUAACUUCCAGCUCAAGAGAAGCACCCCUCAAGCAGCCCCUGUGAGGAGAGCUCCCAGCUCAGGGCCUGGGGGCAGAGUCUCACCAAAGAAAAGGCGGCCCCAGACAGCUAGGAAACAGGUGGAGAUGGAGCAGCCGCUGAGAGCCCCUGCCUGAAAUCCACAGGGCCUAGAGCAACACUUUUGAAAGGCUUUGUUCCUGCUCCCCCAGCGGAUGAAACAUUCUUUCUAUUUUCUUAUCUGAGACAUAUUUAAAUAUAAACAUAUUUAGAACAAUUCAAAA